Molecule: messenger RNA, 1986 nt
Organism: Truncatella angustata
Lineage: Eukaryota; Fungi; Ascomycota; Sordariomycetes; Amphisphaeriales; Sporocadaceae
Exons: 2
Source: RefSeq, a predicted model, not a curated record
AUGCAGACCUUCCUCGUUGACCUGCUUAUAGUAGCAUCAACAGCAUCUGCUACGGUGCUGCUCUACGCGGACAGUCUUCCCUCGACACUCACCUCAGAAUGCACCACUGCGCUGACCGUGGACGUCACAGCCUGCGACCCGCUGGUGAGGGACCUUCGUCCUGACGUCUUCUACCCGCCCGCAUCACUGUCGCGCAUUUGUACCACCGAUUGCUCAUCCGCCAUUGAAACAUGGCGGUCAUCUAAUGCUUGCCUGCAGGACGAUUCGGGGCGCUACUGCGGUCCUAUCGCGGCCUUGGCUGCGGCCUUCUCAGAUCCCGGCAUCAGCCCUUUCAACUACAUCAGCAACACCACGGACCAGGUGCGGCCCGACGAUUGCGAUGCGUGCCUUGCCGAGCGGUUGCGGCUGCGUGAGGGGUCGCCGUACUUUGACGGGCCUAUUGUGGCCAGUCAGUCGUUAUACGAGAGCAUGACGGCGAGUUGCGGCAUCGUGGGACGCUCGGUCGUAACAACGACCAUCAACUAUUUCACGGCGGCGCCCGCUCCCACGGCCAAGGUGUGCCAGGGGUCAACCUACACAAUCCAAGCCUCGGACGACUGCUAUACCAUAUCCAAGAACCAGGGCGUCGGCACCGACUGGCUGCUGGUCGACAACGACCUGGAGGCUUUCUGCACCAAUUUCCCCGCCGCUGGCACCUCUCUGUGCAUCACUAACCAAUGCACCACUGUCACCGUCCCAACCAAUACGACGUGUGAGAUCAUGGCGGCGGCGGCCAACAUUACCGAGACGCAGCUCAAGGCCUGGAAUCCGUCUAUAAGCUAUGGAUGCGCAAACCUUCCCAAGAUGAACGGCUCCGAAGUCUGCGUCGACGCUCCCGGCCGCAAAUUCGUGGCCCCUACCGACACCUCCUCGCUGCCCCCUCAAACUCCCACCACUACGGCUCCCACGCCCACUGAUGUAGCAGACGGCUCCGGCGGUGCCGACAAACCUUGCGGGAGAUGGUAUUCUGUUCAAACCGGUGACUAUUGCAACCUGGUUGCCCUCAAAUUCGGCAUUACCCUCUCCGACUUCCUCUUUCUCAAUCCGGCCGUUAAUACCAACUGCACAAACCUCUUCGCCUUGGAGUCUUACUGCGUCGCCGCAGUGGGCGAUAUCAACACCUAUACAGGCCGCCCCGGUUUCGCCUCUGUAACUCUUGAUCCCUCGGCGCCCUUCACAGGAAUCCCCUACACCGAUCGCCCCGACGCCACCAACUCUCCUUACACACGGAUAUACACGGCCCUCCCCGAGGCCACAGGCACACGCGACGACUGCGUGCACUACUUUAACGGGGACGACUACCAGUACGACCUCGCCGGCUCCCCUUACGCCAGCAAUUGCGAACUCGCCGCGGUAACCUACGACGUCGACCUUGACACGUUUGCCUCAUGGAACUCUGGCCUCGGCAACGUAUCAGAUCCGGCAUGUGCAUUUGUCAAGGGUGUCCGCUACUGCGGCUCGUGGUACCUGGAACAGGCAAAUCAAGAAGUCGCCACAGCUACAACGACCGCAACCGACGACCCGUCAAACACAUCCCCGACGCCACCGGGACCCACCAUGUCAGGCUCACCCGCAGAUUGCAACGAGUGGGCCAUUGUCACGGACGGUCUAAGCUGCACAGACAUGGCCUCUCAAGCCGGCAUCUCUCUCGAUCAAUGGCUGGCCUGGAACCCGGCCGUCUCUUCAGACUGCCUGACCAACUACUGGCUCGACGAGGCCUACUGUAUUGGUGUCUCGGGCGACGGCACAACGACCACGGGGCCCACCACCACCACAGUCAGCACCGGUUCCACCACCUCAGAGGCGACACCGCCCGGCCCAACCAUGACGGGAUCGCCCACGGACUGCAACAAGUGGUCCCUCGUCACGGACGGUCUCACGUGCACAGACAUGGCCGCUCAAGCGGGCAUUUCCCUCGAGCAAUGGCUGGCAUGGAAUCCGGCUGUG